This is a messenger RNA of Aplysia californica (California sea hare), 837 nucleotides long. RefSeq lists its product as uncharacterized. The coding region runs from base 1 to 837 and encodes 278 amino acids. The transcript has 7 exons. The record is from RefSeq and is a predicted model, not a curated record. NCBI's taxonomy places the organism in Eukaryota, Metazoa, Mollusca, Gastropoda, Aplysiida, Aplysiidae.
AUGACGCCUCCAGGUAUUCAGCAAAUGGGUUUGCCCGGUCAGUGCAAUGAGGAGGACUCCCUCCAGAUCCUUCAGCGCUUCUCCGAGUGGGGAGGAAACUUUAUCGACACUGCCAACUUCUACGGCAGAGGUAUCUCGGAAACUAUCUUGGGGAAAUGGCUUGAAGGGCAGCCGAGAGACAAGUACGUUAUCGCCACUAAAGUGUUUUUCGACAUGGGCUGUGAGAACAACGUGAACAACCAAGGAUUGAGUCGUCGACACAUCACUGACUCCGUCGUCAAGAGUCUGGAGCGGCUCCGUACAGACUACAUCGACCUUUAUCAGCAAAGGGGAAUUUAUUCCAUUUGCUAUUAUGUCUGUUUCAGAGGUCUUUUCUCAGGGAAGAUCAAGAGGAACUCUAGACCAACUGAAGGUCGUUUGGGCUGGGUGGCCGACAACGAAGAGGAAAGACAGCAACAGGCUCUCCCGGGCUAUUCGUCCUUCGAUGAGACUAUCUUCAAAACAUUGGAUGUCGUAGAAGCUAUCGCCAAAAAACACAGUCGGAGCGUGCCCCAGGUCGCUCUCCGCUGGCUGCUUCAAAAAGAUGUGGUCACGUCAGUGAUCAUCGGGGUUCGAACUCUGCAACAACUGGAUGACAACAUGGGCGCUGCCAACGGCUGGGCUUUGUCUCAAGAGGAGGUGAGUACACUACGGUUUUCUUCUCAAGUCAAUGGGAUGCAACAACUGGACGACGUGUCUCAGCGACCUCUGCCCUACCCCUAUGAGUUUGUCUUCAAACUGAACAAAGACCGUUACAACAGCUCGACAAGUUAUUACGUUCAGUCUCAGUACUCAUAG